UGCAUGUACCUCCUCAGCUGCGACUCCCGUGUGGACGUUGCAAGACGCACUUCCCUUUGCUAAUGGGGACUUGAAGAGAUUCCUUCUCUUUCUCUAGUCUUGUUUUGUAAAGAACUGGCCUUUUCCACGCGAACUCGGGGUAUAUAUUGCAGAAAGACGAGCUGAUGGACAGUGACGCAUUUACCAGAUAGGAUAUUAUUUCCUAGUGCCCUGAGCAUUUUUUUAAUCGUUGGCACUUGGCUCUAAAGUGGAAGUGAUGAAAAUUUUGAACGUAGUGAUGUCAAGGAGUUCUGAAGUUAUCAGCCCGAGGUGUAACACCAAUACUGAACACCAGGCGUCUUGAAUUAUUGUCACAUUUGAUUAAGUACCAUUAAUCUACUGGAACAUUUAUCUGAAAAUAUUCUUCUCUGGACUCAGAAUGCGUCAGUUGUUCAGCCCAUUUACUCUCUCAAUGGUUCUGGUAGGGUUUGCGUGUGGCGGUCCAUUCCAAAACAGCGGAGGAUCUCUGAACAGCCUCUUUCCACAUCACUCAAAAUCAAAGGAAGAUGACUCACGUGGCUUUAAUAAUCAAAGGAGGAUAGCCACCAAGAAGUUGGUCAAAUGUUCCGGACAUGGUCUGCAGCCUUCUAAAGAUAACUGUAGGACAUUUUAUCACUGCGUUGAUUUAAGCGAACACGGACUACAUUGGUUGGCCUUUAGGUUCACAUGCCCCAAGGGUAUGUUCUUUGAUAGGCAAGCGAAAGAUUGCUUCUGGUUGGACCGGCGGAACUCGCAGUAUCCACAGUGCACCAGGGACGCAGCUGCCGAGGAAGGUGUGACAUUCUAUCCCGGUGAUAAACUGGAAAACAGCGCAGCACUUGUUGUUAAUUCUGACUUCGAAACCAACUCCUGCGAACAUAUUAUAAGCGAAGCAUCUUUAUUCAGCACAAGUGUUAGCGGGUAUAAAAGGGACAUUGAAUUUAUCUUGAAAGAAAUGCCUGAAAUAUGUCAUGCGGUUGCUAAUGCAAGCAACUCUCUUCAUGAGAUCAAAGCAAAGCAGUUCUUAAUUGUACCUCCAUCAGAAACCAUUAUGUUUAGGAAUAUAUCACUCGAAUAUAAUAGAGAUUUACUCUUUCUCCAGCAGACAGUUGAUGCCUUGAUAGGGAAUGAGGGAAUAUUAAAAUCGUUGAACAGAAUUUUGUUGUUGGUUAAAGAUUUUGAAAUCAGUUUCAGGAGAGAGCUAUUGAAAGACAGAAAACCAGCUGAGGCAAUUUCGAAAGGGACGCCUCUUCUGAGGAGCACGGAGGAGGCAAAGGAGGAGUUUAUAGAGGUAGCAAAAAAUGUCAAAACAUGUUUGAACUUCUCUGCCUACGGCUACUCAUCACAGGCAAUCAUGACUUUCCUAGUUGAUGACCUCAGUGAGCACGCAAGUGACCCAGAAACUGGAGAAACAGAAGAUUAUGUAAUGAGUCCUAUGGAAGAAUUCUUUCAGUAUGUGUAUGAUGUGGGUAGAGAUGUCUUAAUCGAUGCACAGUAUCUACAGAUCCAAAUAUCAGAUUUUUUGAAACCCUUGUGGGAAAGCUAUUCAGACUUCAGGAAUUAUCGCAUCACUGCAGUAGGAGCUAUUGGCCACUUGCAUAAGGAAAAGCUACAAUCACUGGCAGAAAUAGAUAAAACCAAAUCGGAGGUGGCGAAGAUAUCAGACGAACUGCAGAGCAAAUUGUCUUAUCUGUCAUUAGUACCUGAGCCUCGUAAAAGUUCUGGCUCAUUUUUUGACUCUGAUCGGGACAUGAGCAUCCGUGUUUUAGUCAACCUCUUUCAUGACAUUUGGAACGUUGUCCAAACUCGCGAAUACCCCCUCCCUCGUCGAUUCGCGAGACUGCGCACCAGGGGACAAAUGCAGCACCACAAAGAUCAAGUCAUUCAGAUGAAUGCAGAGCUGAAACGCUUGAAUGGGAGAAUACUGAUGUUGGAGAGAGACAUCCCCGUCUUAGAAGAAGAGAUGCUACGCUUGCAAGGACUGGAAGACGAAGCCCGAAAACUGUUGAAUGAUUCUUACUGGCUCGUGUCUGGGGUCGUCAGGAUGCUGUCAGUCCUACGGGAGAUCGAGAAUAUUUUUACUGCCGUCGUCAGGACGGCGCAAGGUGACAUUUCAAAGGCCAGAACGUUUCGUUCUGGCUCUUUGCGCUCUGUCACGAGGUUACACCUGUAUAUGGCCAUCGAGAAUCUCAAAUGGAACUGGAAUCAUGUCAGUCGCGACAUGGACACAUUAGAAGGAUGUGGUGCUCACAAGUAACCACAGGAAAUGCGAUAAUAAUCCUGGGGGUAUCUUGGCGUCACUGUGAAGGGGAGAUAUCGCUCGCCAGUUCCUAGUCAGUAGUUGUAACAUUUCGUUUAGUAUGAAAGAUUUGAUAGCGAUACAUUAUUAUUAUUAUUAUUAUUAU
Molecule: messenger RNA, 2423 nt
Organism: Macrobrachium nipponense
Lineage: Eukaryota; Metazoa; Arthropoda; Malacostraca; Decapoda; Palaemonidae
Exons: 4
Coding region: 419-2275 (618 amino acids)
Cellular component (GO): extracellular region
Molecular function (GO): chitin binding
Source: RefSeq, a predicted model, not a curated record